AGACCACUUCCGGGUCAUCACUCACGCGUAAGUCCUGUGGAUUCAAACUGAACGGGCAUCGUCUUUGAACAUUACCAGUGUGACUGACAACCUGCACAGGCGAGUGGAACCUGUCAAAGGCCCGAUGCGCGCUGGCAUUAGACGAACCGUUAACAUUAGCAUAAAUACAGUCAGUUAGCUGGUGAAAAUAUGCUCUCAAAGCUCCACAGGCGGAUGAUAAAGUCUCCUCUCGCGGAACUGGUAUUUUUCGGUUCAACAGAAACAGUUAACGUUAACUCUUAAUGUUUUGCUUCUAGUGAGAUUAGUUGCUCGGUUAAGGCCCAGCAGACCCGUUAACGGUAAUUCAUUAGUUUAUUUUAGGUUUCACUCAUGAGUCACUUAGUAGACUUCUCUAGCGCCUCGCCAUGCAGUCUCACUGUGUCAGAAGCGUCCUGUGCACAUUGAAACGCCCACCACGCCGAGAAACACGGGCUCUGCAGCCUCCCAGCAGACACCGCGGCACGUCGUCGGGUGACGAUCCGCAUGGGGUCGGCAGGUUUAUGCAGCUGUGUGUGGACAGACACUACGUCUCACCCGGUCACACCAACACCGAGCUGUUCCAACGUGGCGUGAGCUGCGUCUACGGGCCUCUGGGCGUGGAGCUGCGGAGAAACCUACUGGAGCAGUGGUGGCGGUCGGUGACCCGGUCCUCGGCUCAGGUGUUUGGGAUCAACACGCUGUGCAGAAGCAGGGACACGGCAACGGGUGGCAGGGGCCAACUGGGGAUUGUUGAGUCUGGCUGCCUAAAACACUUAAUCGAAAAGCACGAACUGAGCAAGGAGCAGCUCAUCCAGGAGUUAGAGAAGCUCAUCCAGAGGUCCACCUCUCUGAGGACAGACUUUCUACAAGGGGCGUUGGAGCAGUUUGUCCCCUCGUUGGAUCUGGUGAACAGGAAGCUGCCCUUUGGCCUGGCCGAGUUUGGUCCAUGUUUCCGGCCCUCAGACGGCUCUGAUGGCCCAGCUGAAGUCACCCAGACGUCACUGGCAUGGUUCUGCUCUCCUCGUACCUCUUCCCAGUGGCUGGAUCACUGGGCGCAACAGAGACUGAAGUGGUGGAGGAAACCCGUGUCUGUCCAGUUUGCCCUGUCUCCAUCGGACUUCAGCAGUAUUGACGUCCCAGCGGAGGAACUCGAGGAGGCGACGUCUCGCGGCGUGAGGAUCGUAUACAGCUUCCCAUGGGGACGGGAGCCCCUGGAGACGCUGUGGAGCAGAGGACACACGGAGCUGCUGCAGACACACAAAGGAGUCCAUUCCAAAUUGCAGUGUCGAGAUGGUCGUAAGUCGGUUCCUCAUGUCGUCUCGGUGACCGGGAACAUGGACCGGGGCGUGAUGGCCUUUCUGUGCAACUCACUCCAGCAGCUCAAGAAAGAAGACGGCAUGCAGAAGCUGCUGAGGAGAAAGGUCCUGAAGCUGCAUCCUGUGUUGGCUCCGGUCAAAGUGGCUUUAGACAUUGGCAGGGGAGCCAAUAUGGAGCUGAGGCAGGUCUGUGAAAGGGCUGCGAGCAGGAGUUCAUGGAGGCUUAGAUCUUCUGCGUGGCCUGGCGUAUCUCGGAAACAGUGCCAACGUCAAUGGAGCAGCUGAACGCAAAGUAUGAUGAGAUGGGAGUGCUGUUCGCUGUGGUGGUCAGUGAGAACACGCUGGAGAGCGGCCUCCUUCAAGUACGCAGCAGAGACACCACCAUCAGGGAAACCAAGCACAUCUCUGAGAUCAAGAACUUUCUCUCCAGAUACAUUUCUGCUGCCGACAACUUGUGAAUGGACCUUCUGUUUUGGCAACUAAAAGGGAAAGCCUAUAUAUUGCGGUCCAUAUUUUGCAUCCCUUACUUGUGAGGAUCAUGUCUUCACAGCAUGGCAUUUAAUGGAACUGAGUCUUUUCCAGAAUCCCCUUUGACUCAUUGUGACUUACCUUGAUUGGGUAUUUCGGAAAUUUGUGGGAAUUUUGAACUUCAUUUUUAAAAGGCUAAGAAACCAUUUUGUGACAUUUGAAAAGAAUAUGUGCAAAUUUUGCUCAAUGUUUAUCUGGACUCAACCAUGGGGUAUGUACCUCCAGUUUUUAAUUGGGUGCGACUUGGAGUGUCCCACUCACCCUACAGUCUCCCUCACUACUUCCAAGCCAAAGAGGUGGUUAAGUGCACACUUCACUGUCAGAAUUGAAUUGAGUGGUAUUUACGUAUUUAGAGGAGGAUUGAAAUCGUGUUCUAUCAGGUUUCUGUCUGACAUUCUAUUAUACAGUGUCUCUUAAAUAUUAUAUUUUUUGUUGGUCGGUUUGUUAUGGUCUAUGUGGCUCCCUAUAAGGUGUCGUAUUUUAGUUGAUUAUCAAUGUGCCACGUGAGAAUUAAUGUUCCUUUUGUGGGUCAAAGAUCAUUCUUGACUGCUUCAAGGUCCAUUUAUUAGCGGUUUAUGAGCUUUCAAUCAAACUACAUGAUGUUCAUCCUAUUUCACGUAUAAAUACAUAUUUAAACUGUA
Gasterosteus aculeatus aculeatus (three-spined stickleback) is the source of this 2503-nucleotide messenger RNA. RefSeq names its product polymerase (DNA directed), gamma 2, accessory subunit (gene polg2). The record is from RefSeq and is a predicted model, not a curated record. Gene Ontology annotation, biological process: mitochondrial DNA replication. Gene Ontology annotation, cellular component: cytoplasm; mitochondrion. Lineage: Eukaryota; Metazoa; Chordata; Actinopteri; Perciformes; Gasterosteidae.